GCAGCAACGUAGUACACUCAAGAGUCAUAUAUUAAUUAAGAAACACCAUCCACCCCCAUGCCAUGGAUCAUGGCUUCAACCAAAGCCCUGUAAACAUCAAAUUCUCCAUCAGGCGUUGUUCGUCCCCUGGGAGUACAAUAUUUGCUACUUGGUUGCUGCAGUUGGAUUCACUGCAGCAGUAGCAGAGUCCCAAGGUUGAGUCCUGUUGCCAACGUGGCUGGGCUGAACAGCCACAUGUGCCUCUCCUGCUUUUGUAUUGCCUGGAAGUGCACACACUGGGAAGCACAAAGGAAGCUGGGGCCAUGGCCCCUUGCCAUCACCAGUUAGUCUACCCCUGGGUGGAUCAGCCCUUCUGGUUAAACGGGUCACUGCCCUUCCUCUUUGGGCCUUCCCCAUCAUCACCGAACAAGACUGCCACCGAGAUGAGUCAAACCGCCAGACAACAUCUGCGCCCUCCACACACGUCCAUGCGCUUGGAUAGUUCAACUGGUGGGCUCAGCCCAGGCAGCGGAAGCAAAGAAACCCUGGUUGACUGGGGGGGCGUCUGGUAGCUGAACCUUUUCAGUGUCCCAAGCGCAGCUGGGUGAUCUGGUUCAUUUUUGACUGAUCCCAGAAGGUAGACAAGGCCUGUGAAGACAGCAGUGAGAGGAAGUUUGGCCUUGAAUGGAUGUACUCUACCAGGGUUUGAGAUCUGCUGACCUGGAGAUUCUUGUAAGUGAACAUGUAAGAGUACUUGCUUAUGAGCUGCUAAGUCCUUGCCAGGAACAGAUCAGAGGUUGCUCAACUAAACACACAACCAGUUGAUCUGUACAGGACAGGAGAAGGAGAAUGUGGUUCAUCCCAUCAAAAUAGCCUGGAGUGAACUCUAAUAAUCAGUGUCUUGAGACUGAAACUCUCAUUUGUGCAGGAGGUCUGACCCUGCAAACCUCCUGUCAACACUUCAGCUCUAGCCAAGCUUGCUCUUCCUCUCCAGUGGGGUCAAAUGGACCCAUCUACCUGGAGCUUGGUGUCCAUAUCUGGAAAGCUAGCACCUUUGUAAUUUUAUUUCUACAGUUUCCUUCUAUUAAAAUAUGGACAAAAAAAAAAAAAAAAGCAACCCAAACAAAAAACAUUACUAAUGACAGUCAAAAAAUCCCCGCACAAAAGUGGCAAAGCCAAGUACCAAAAACCUAGAAAUUGCCAGAAAUGGGUUUGCCUGGGCAGCCUAGCUUCAGCUGUCUUGUGCAUAUGAUCACUUCCUGCAUUUUGCCUUGGAUUGCUACCUCUUCAGCACCCAGGCUGGACCUUAGCUGGAGGGAGCAAUAAGCUGGACAGCUAGGCUGCCUCCUUUCUUAGCAGGGCUGGGGAAGCCCUAUCAAGUUGGUGAAGCAAGAGACUGCAGAAAGAAAGGUGGUUCUCCUGGGUAGACAGCUGAUGCCUCCCUGGAGAGCUCGGUCUGUGUCUACCCCUGCCUUGAAGUUACUCCGUGAGUUGGUGAGCCACAUAAGCAAGAGCAUUCAUAGGAGCAGCCACGUCUUCCUCAUUUCCCAAGCUGCUUUACAGAAGUGCUAAAGAUUUGCAGAUGCAGUCACAGACACCGGGAUAUGGGGUUUGACUAAACUAAGUGCUGUAUAGUGCCAAAACCAUCAAAAAAUUGAGAUCCUAUUUGGUUCAAAAUGUGUAUUCAAAAUGAAUGAGUGCUUAUGACCUAAAUCUCCUUUGUCUCUUAUUUGCACCUGUUAAAUAGGUAUAACUCCAUCCCCUCAUCAUAGCUCUGGAUCUGAAAAGGUGCCUGAGAAAACAGCUUCAUUAGUAACCCUGAAGCACUCACUCAGUGCUGAAGUGCCGAGCAUUAGAAAGAGUCCAUGAAGAAAUGGAAAAGCAGGAUGUUGGAGCGUGCUGACUGCAGGACAAGAUGAAGUUUCCGGCCACGUGACUUUCAGCUUACAUCCCUGAGUUUCUGAGAAACCACAGGAGGCUGAGACCUAAAGGGAAGGUGCAGAAGCUCUGAGAGGAGAGGCAGCGAAAGUGCUGGACUGCUGGGCAGGAGGACAGGAGCUUCUGGGACAAGUAAGAGUAGGAAGCCAAGGGUCACAUCAGAGGUGACAGAGGAGGGCAGAGGAGAGGCAGAGAAGCAAGACAAAAAGUAGUCACACCAAGAGCACAAAGGAAGCUGAAGAGACCCUGGGAGCCAGAAACAACAGCCAUGCCCCACAGCUCUGACAGCAGUGAUUCCAGCAGCUUCAGCCAGUCUCCCCCUCCCAGCAAGCAGGACUCUUCUGAUGACAUGAGGAAAGUCCAAAGGAGGGAGAAGAAUCGCAUUGCUGCCCAGAAGAGCCGCCUGAGGCAGACCCAGAAGGCAGACACACUGCACUUGGAGAGUGAAGACUUGGAGAGACAGAAUGCUGCCCUGCGCCGGGAGAUCAAGCAGCUGACAGAGGAAAUGAAGCACUUCACCUCGGUGCUGAGCUCCCAUGAACCGCUCUGCUCCAUCCUGACAUCCCCUCCACCGCCUCCAGAAGUGCUUUAUGCCACACACUCUUUUCACCAGCCCCACAUUAGCUCCCCACGCUUCCAGCACUGAGCCAGCCAGCAGGAGAGCAGCCUGCCAGCUCCACUGACAGCAAGAAGUAACUUUGUGGGGCUUGCUUUCCCAUCCAAGGGAAGGAAUUGGACAGAUGGACAUUCCUUCUUAAAGUAUGUAUUCUGAGUGAUUUGCCUAAGACUUGCUCCCUGUGCAGAAAUGGCAGAGCCACCAUGAAACAUCUUUGGACAGUUUCCAGCUUGGAUUCUGGGAGGAAGAGGCAGUCACAAAAGGGCACCAACCCCCUUCUCUGGUCCUUGUCUGGGGAGACUCACAGGAGUGUGUGGCACUGGCAGUCUCCAUAAGAGCAGCUGGCCAUGGCACACAACAGCCAGACCUCCAGGAAGAGGAAAGGGAGCAGGGAUGGAGGGGAAGGUUGGGGGCCACAGAGUGUCAGGGCAAAACUGGUUUAUUUUUGUAAAAUAAAGAUUGAAAAUGCUUAA
Taeniopygia guttata (zebra finch) is the source of this 3006-nucleotide messenger RNA. The record is from RefSeq and is a predicted model, not a curated record. Lineage: Eukaryota; Metazoa; Chordata; Aves; Passeriformes; Estrildidae.